AAUAGAGGGGGGGAUAAGCUCACAACCCCCCUUCCAUGCCACAAGCAAAGUACACAAGAACUGAACUGAUGUACAUGGGUAACAAGGCAGAGACGACCAUGAGGCUUCUUCUCCUUGCGCUUCUGGUUCUUCUCCUGGUGCAAGUUCAAGGGGCGAGGCCGGCGGUGGAUCCCAAGUGCGCGGCGUCGAGCGUUGAGGUGGAGCAGACCAACACGGGCGAGAAGGCCGGGUACGACCCGGUGUUCGAGGUGACGGUGCGCAACCGGUGCGGGUGCGCGGUCCGCGGCGUGUCCCUCCGCUCCGAGGGCUUCGCGAGCUCCGUGGCCGUCGACCCGCGCCUGUUCCGGCGCGAGGGCCGCUACUACCUCGUCGGCGACGGCCGCCGGAUCGAGAGCGCGGGGACCGUGCGGUUCCGGUACGCCUGGGACCGCGCGUUCCGGAUGGCGGCCGCCGCCGUGCACGACGACUGCUCCUGAACGAGCUCUCCGGCCGCCGGCGAAAGCGAGCUGAUCAGUUCCGCUGCCAAUCCGAAAGGAUCGUUGCCAACGCGAAGUACUAUUAGUAACCAAGAACGCUUCGUGACAGUGCACUCGUUCUACACAGGUUUAAUGUUCAUCAAGAAGUGAGUGAUUAGUUUGACGAAGCUGUUGUGGUCAAAGGUAAUAAGGCAUGAUGCAAGCCAGCGACGAUACUGCAAUGGUUUGUGCCGGUCCGUGUACAAAUCGGAUUCUGAAAAAAAAAAGAGUAGAACUUUUUGGCGCAGUCA
Molecule: messenger RNA, 766 nt
Organism: Phragmites australis (common reed)
Lineage: Eukaryota; Viridiplantae; Streptophyta; Magnoliopsida; Poales; Poaceae
Product: TPD1 protein homolog 1A-like
Exons: 2
Coding region: 36-476 (146 amino acids)
Biological process (GO): cell fate determination
Source: RefSeq, a predicted model, not a curated record